Messenger RNA from Aaosphaeria arxii CBS 175.79, 890 nucleotides. Its product is annotated as Dehydroquinase. Gene Ontology annotation, biological process: quinate catabolic process. Bases 305 to 763 code for a protein of 152 amino acids. The record is from RefSeq and is a predicted model, not a curated record. The transcript has a single exon. Gene Ontology annotation, molecular function: 3-dehydroquinate dehydratase activity. Lineage: Eukaryota; Fungi; Ascomycota; Dothideomycetes; Pleosporales.
AGGGGCACUCAAGGGAAACAGACCGUUGAAAUCCGGACGGUGAGUGGCCUGCACGUGACCCAUCGUGAUUGGGAAUGAAUGGGUGGAGAUCUUAACAUGACGGCAAAACGCUUAUCCACAAUACGUGCGUCACCUCCGGUGGGAUCUCCGAAAGCGUUCCGUGACACAAUUGUCUUGUAUUCUCGAAUUGACAAUAUCAAUUGACAUCUCAAGCCUGUGCUUUCGUUCUUUUGAAGCCACAUUUUAUUAUUACCCUUUUUAUGUUAUUGCAUUGCUUCAAUAUAGCAUACUUCUAGACUGCACAAUGGCCACAUCCAUCCUCCUCAUCAACGGUCCAAACCUCAACCUGCUCGGAACCCGCGAACCGGGCACAUACGGCAGCACCACACUCCCACAAGUUAUCGAAGCCGCAGAGAAACAAUGUUCUUCUAAAUCGAUAACAUUCGCCUCGUUACAAUCCAAUCACGAAGGUGUCAUCAUAGACCGCAUCCACGAGGCUCGAGGCAACGUUGACGCCAUUGUCAUCAACCCGGGCGCAUUUACACAUACAAGCGUGGCGAUUCGGGACGCAUUGCUGGGCGUCGAUAUCCCGUUUGUGGAGAUACACAUAAGCAAUGUACACAAAAGGGAGGCGUUUAGGCAUCACAGCUAUUUGAGCGAUAAAGCAGAGGCUGUAAUUUGCGGGUUGGGAGUGUAUGGCUAUGAGGCAGCCAUUGAAUACGCAUCGAGGCAUAUUAAGCCCAAGGAAAAGUCGCAAUCAUAAUGUAGUUCAAUCCAUUUCUGGCGAAACUGUUGCAGCCAGCCGUUUUUGAAAUUUGGUGUCCUGUCUAUAAGACGAAUUGGGUAUCUGAAAUUUUAGAAUGUACUGGCUCUCCCUAGCCCUAUUCCAU